Stegostoma tigrinum is the source of this 3289-nucleotide messenger RNA. RefSeq names its product ganglioside GM2 activator-like. Lineage: Eukaryota; Metazoa; Chordata; Chondrichthyes; Orectolobiformes; Stegostomatidae. Gene Ontology annotation, cellular component: cytoplasmic side of plasma membrane. The record is from RefSeq and is a predicted model, not a curated record. Gene Ontology annotation, biological process: ganglioside catabolic process; lipid transport. The transcript has 4 exons. Gene Ontology annotation, molecular function: enzyme activator activity; lipid carrier activity. Bases 231 to 842 code for a protein of 203 amino acids.
UUAAUGUCGAAAGAGUGCAACCUGCAGCUCCCUUCAUAAUCCUUGUUUGUGGUUAUUUGCAAGAGUUCUGACUUGAGUGUUGACUCUGAAUGUUUUAUUCAGCUCUUAAUGUUAGUGUUUGCACAGACCCGCUUACACAGUGUCUGCAGGCGCGUCCCUGGUUUUUCUUUCACCUUCGGUGAUAGCAUUCCACUUUCUCUUUCUACAUUUCUUGCCCAGGAAUUGGUACGAUGAAGGUUAUUGUUGCAUUCCUCGCUUGUUUAGGAUCUGUCUCUGCGUAUCAAGUGGAUAAUGAGGAUACGUUCUACAUCCGGACGUUACACAAUAAAAAGGUGAAGCCGAUUCUAAGUCAAGGUACUUUUUCUUGGGCUAAUUGUGGGGGUGAGAAGGAACCCGCUGGCCUCAAGAGUCUUUCAAUCCAACCGGAUCCAAUCUCUAUUCCCGGUGACCUACAGGCCAGUGUUGCAGGUUUCACUGCUGUUAAUCUUACAGCACCUUUAACGGUUAACAUAACACUGCAUAAGGAAGUUGCUGGAAUUUCGGUGAAAAUUCCAUGUGUUGAAGAAAUUGGAAGCUGUGUUUAUGAUGAUGUCUGCCAACUACUGAACAAGGUGAUCCCACCUGGACAAGACUGCCCGGAGCCACUAUUUACAUAUGGACUCCCAUGUCACUGUCCUUUCAAAGCGGGCGAGUACUCUAUGCCAAACACUUACUUCAACCUCCCUCCUGUAGAGCUGCCGUCUUGGAUGACCAGCGGAAAUUACAAAGCUAUGGGAGUCCUUACCAGAAAUGAGCAGGAGCUGGCUUGUCUCAAAGUCACCUUCUCUCUCAAGUCACAGUGAACAAAUCCUACUAUUAACCUACUAUUUCCAGAAGCUGAACCUCUUGGAGGCAGAAUAAGAAAUUGCUUUUUAUCUCUAAGCUUUCAUCAAUGUCACGUGCUCAGUAUUUUUUUCUUCUCUUUAAUAUCAACAGUUCUUUUGAAGCAGUAAAAUAACUUGUUUCAGUUCCAGAUUGUACACCUGUCAAUUCCUGAUACAAUCUAUGUAUGAGUAAUCUACCAGCAUUACAUAAAAUAAGCCACUUUUUACAGGUGAAUAGUGUUAAUAAGUCCCCAGAAUCUGAGGACAUCAUGGUCAAGCCCAAUACUGUCCUCACCCAAUGAUAGGAAAUGUAUGCUUUCAUCAAACAUUAUGCCUCAUGAACCAGAACUAUGGUACUUGCUUCUGCUUUUUAAAGUGUAUGCACCACUUGACAAUCAGCUACAAAAGACAAAGUUCUGUAUUGUUAGAGAAAGUUCUGUUUACCCAAGCAAUAAACAGAAAUGACCAUAACGAACAGGAGUAGACAAUUUGGCUCCUCUCCCCUGUUCUCCUAUUCAGUAGGAGCAUGGCAGAUCCAGCAUUCCUCAUAUCCACUUUCCCACAUUAUCCCUAUAACGCAUGAUUCCCCUACUGAUUAACAAUCUAGCUUGUAGGAUCAUACAGAUAAUGAAAGCGACCACUUCGCCCACCAUCCCUGUGUUGGUUUUUGAAAGAGUUUUCCAAACCUAUUUCUUUCCCUUAUAUUUCACUCAAUUCCAUUUUUGAACGUUACUUCUGAAUCUGUUUCCACCACCGUUCACAGGCAGUGCAUUCCUGGUCAUAAUUCACAGGUUUUAAAAAAAACCUUCUAAUUCUUUUCCCUAUUAUCCAAAAUCUGUUUACCAUAUCUCCUUCCCACAGGAACAGCGUUCCUUAUCACAGGAUGGUUACAGCACAGGAAGCAGCCAUUUGGCCCAUUGUGUUCAUGCUGGCUCUCUGCAACUCGAUUAGUGCCACUCCCCACCCUUACUUGACACACUGCAAAAUAUUUGCUCCUCAUAUAGUUAUCUAAAUUGCGAUUGUAAGCUCUAUCACACUCCGAGCAUUCCAGACCCUACACAAUCACUGUUUAUGACAGCACACAGUUAUAUUUUCCAAAAUUCUUCCUCCCCUGUGUAGUUUCAUUCUUGUAGCUGCGCUUAUAAUGACAGUUUAUCAGACAAGUGAUGCUGCAAACAGGCAAUGUAUUUACGAAUCUGACCUUGUAUUUGCAUUGAAGUGACAGCUGGGCUUUAAACAGAGUUUUGCCACUGGAAAUCCCAGCAACAAUCAGUGCUGCAUGAUAGAGUGAGCAUGAUCCAAAAGAAGUAAGCAGUGCAAAAUUGUGAGAGGUAGAGCUCACAGCCAGCAACUCUGCAUGAAAGUUCCUGAAAUUUCCAUGUCAGCAAUUCCAGGUAUUAUCUUUAACACCUGCCUGAAAUAAGUGGAAAGUUAUUGGAGCGGCAUGAUCCAGAGAAGGUGAACAGUGCAAAAUUGUGCGAGAUAAGAGCUCACCACUAGCAACCCUCCAUGAAACUCUGCUGAAAUUGACAUGUGGAAAAUUCCCUCCCCAACUUAAAUGCUGAUCUGACCUGACAUUCCAUUGGCAUAGACUUCUGGAUGGAUUUUCAGAUAAGUGAAGCAGAGGAAUCUGACCUUUCUUUCUGAUGUAGCCCAUUGGCAUUGAAGUUAAUUGUAGGAUUAAAAUGCUUAAUAAACCUGAGUUACAUUGUGUUCAAAAUAGUGCUGGAAAAGAGUGGGUUGUUACACAGACAACUUUUGGUACUGUAUAAAUGAUGUACAUGAUCAAGUUCAAAAAUUCUUACAUCAAACAUAUAACAAAAUCUAAGCAAAGAUACUAUACACAAAGGUGCAUGUUUUAACAGCACUCAUUAUUUUAAACUGUACUUUUUUACUUAUAUCAUUAAUUUGGCAUUGGAGUCCAUUCUUCUCUCUAAAUGAGCCGCAUUUUUAAACAAUGCUGAUGCAUUUAAUAUGUUCAGCAUAAACUCUUCAAACUAAGACUUCAUAUAUUUUCCUAAUAAGAGUGUUGUUCUUUGCGUGAUAGAAUAUUUGAGGUUUAUGACAUAUAAUCCAUACUUGAUGUAAUUGUGUUAUAGCCAACACAAGUUCAUGUUUUAGAAAUACUGUUCCCCUAUUCGUCAAUCACAUUACAACCAAUUUGCGUUGCCAGGACACCCUUUAUAGGAGAACCUGCUGUACUCCAUUUUCUUUCCAGUCACAUGGUAAUUCAGUAUAUAAUGGAUAUCAAAGUGCACCACGUUGCAUUUAGUUUACAAGGAUAUGGAAACAGGAUCCUUUGCUAAAUUGUUUUCCUCAUUAACUUCGCAUGGGCAUUGGAAUGUGGAUCUGCAGCAUUGUUUUUGUUUGCAAAAUUUAAUGUCAAAUUUGUAUGAAAUUACCAAAUAAACAUGCUUUGUUUUCAA